Molecule: messenger RNA, 3517 nt
Organism: Oncorhynchus tshawytscha (Chinook salmon)
Lineage: Eukaryota; Metazoa; Chordata; Actinopteri; Salmoniformes; Salmonidae
Product: gastrula zinc finger protein XlCGF57.1-like
Exons: 3
Coding region: 185-2005 (606 amino acids)
Biological process (GO): regulation of transcription by RNA polymerase II
Cellular component (GO): nucleus
Molecular function (GO): DNA-binding transcription factor activity, RNA polymerase II-specific; RNA polymerase II transcription regulatory region sequence-specific DNA binding
Source: RefSeq, a predicted model, not a curated record
CGGAAGUGAAGGCGGAGCCUCGGGCUCUUUUGUCUUGUGAUUUUGGGCAGAGAGCCACGUGUUGAAAUAUAACGUCUCAGACCUCUACCUCACUAAUCUACAAUAUCAGUAGACUAGACAUAAAUAUUCCCAUCUGGUUAACUUCGCCGGAUCUCUGUAAUCGACAAUAACGGAAGAAUCUACAAUGAAUAAGGAAACACCUAUCCCACCCCCCUCCUCCCUCUCCCUCCGACCCUCCUCCCCCUUCACCCUCCCGGGGGCCCCAGGUCGUGCCUCUCCCGGUAGUGCCUUACUGCAGGGUAUGAAGAGGUUGUCUGUGCUGUUGGUGGACUGCAGGAAAACAACAGGGCUGAGGGACAGCCAUAACCGUCGCUCUCUCAGUAGAAGAGUCAUAUCUGGGGAGGCUAACGAACAUGAUGCUGACGAGGCAGAGAACAGUCUCUCCAGAUCAGAACACCUCAAACACCAGCAGAGAGUGGCAGGGAAGAAACCUCACCGCUGCUCUGACUGUGGAAAGAGUUUCACCUCUUCGUCAAAACUUAAAACACACCAGAGAAUUCAUACUGGAGAGAAACCGUUUCACUGCACAGACUGUGGGAAGAGUUUUGUUCAAUUAGGCAACCUGAAAAUUCAUCUGCGGGGACACACACAAGAGAAGCCUUACCACUGCUCUGUCUGUGAGAAGAGCUUUUCAACAUCACAUGGUAAUAAAGUGCACCAGAGAACACACACCGGAGAGAAGCCUUACCACUGCUCUGACUGUGGGAAGAGUUUUGCUCAUUCAAGAAAUCUGAUAAAGCACCAGCGCAUACACACAGGAGAGAAACCUUACAGCUGUGAUCAAUGUGGGAAGAGAUUUACUAGCUCAAAUGACCUGAUACUACACCAUAGAAUACACACUGGAGAGAAACCUUACCACUGUUUGGACUGCGGGAAGAGUUUUACUCAGGCAAGCAACCUGAAAACACACCAGCGCAGACACCUGGGCCAGAAGCUUCACCACUGUUCAGAUUGUGGAAGUAACUUUUCAACAUCAAGGGGUUUAGAGCUGCACCAGCGAACACACACAGGUGUGAAACCUUACUACUGCUUCAGCUGUAGUAAAAGUUUUGCUAGAUUAGACGGACUGACAGUGCACCAGCGAACACACACAGGUGAGAAGCCUUUUAGCUGUGAUCAGUGUGGGAAGAGAUUUGCUCAGUCAGCACACUUGACUGUACACCAGAGAACACACACUGGAGAGAAACCAUACCACUGCUCAGACUGUGGAAUAAGCUUUAUUAAUUCAAGUCACCUUAAGGUACAUCAGAGAGUACACACAGGAGAGAAGCCUUAUAACUGUGAUGUAUGUGGCAAAAGUUUUGUUACAUCAGGAAGUCUGGCUUCACACCUUCGAACCCACACAGGAGAAAAGCCUUACCGUUGUACCGACUGUGGGACAAGCUUUGGCAAGUUAGACCAUUUAAAAGUGCACCAGAGAACACACACAGGAGAGAAACCUUACCAUUGUGCCGACUGUGGGAAAAGCUUUGCUGGGUCAGGCAGUUUAAAGUCACACCAGAGAACACACACAGGAGAGAAGCCUUACCACUGCUCUGACUGCGGAAUGGGCUUAACCACUUCAGGUGGACUUAAAAUACACCGGAGAACACACACAGGAGAAAAACCAUUCCACUGCUCUGACUGUGGGAAAAGAUUUAAUCAGUCUGGGCAGUUGGUUUUACACCAGCGAAUACACACUGGCGAAAAGCCUUACCACUGCUCAGACUGUGGGCUGAGUUGUACUUCUUCAGGGGAUUUAAAAGUGCACCUGCGAACACACACUGGAGAGAAGCCUUUUGGCUGUGAUCAGUGUGGGAAGAGGUUCGCUCAGUCAGGAAGCCUGGCUGGACACAAGAGAACACACACUGGAGAGAAGCCUUUUGGCUGUGAUCAGUGUGGGAAGAGGUUCAGUCAGUCAGGAACCCUGGCUGGACACAAGAGGAAACACCACACUGGUGGGUAACCUUUCCAUUUCUUUUAUUUUUUAUAGCUGAAACCAGUUAAUGGUAGACUGUCGGAGAGAAGCCGUGCAGGGUGAGCUUUCUUAAUGUGGCCAUGCUUGGUUUAACAAGGGAACUUUAAAUAACUGUCCAUUUAAUUACAAUAUUUUUAAUUUAUUUAACUAGGCAAGUCAGUUAAGAACAAAUUCUUAUUUUCAAUGACAGCCUAGGGGUUAACUGCCUGUUCAGGGGCAGAACGACAGAUUUGUACCUUGUCAGCUCGGGGGUUUGAACUUGCAACCUUCCUGCUACUAGUCCAACACUCUAACCACUAGGCUACUCUGCCGCCCCAAUAUGAGUGAAAAAGUCUGUUUGAAUGGUGUGGGCGUAUACCGGUCAUUAAAAUGAUUCAUGACAUGUUAACAGUGGAUUGGUCAGCUCAGAGAAAGCAGGGAGGCAGCUCCUCCCCCUCUCUCUGCAAGUUUCAGGCAAGUCUGUCCUUAGGGAUAAGGCAAGGGUCCGUUUGAAAAUGUUCAACCCUGUCCACCAUCCAACUCACCAUGAUCAACCCUGUCCACCAUCCAACUCACCAUGAUCAACCCUGUCCACCAUCCAACUCACCAUGGUCAACCCUGUCCACCAUCCAACUCACCAUGGUCAACCCUGUCCACCAUCCAACUCACCAUGGUCAACCCUGUCCACCAUCCAACUCACCAUGGUCAACCCUGUCCACCAUCCAACUCACCAUGGUCAACCCUGUCCACCAUCCAACUCACCAUGGUCAACCCUGUCCACCAUCCAACUCACCAUGGUCAACCCUGUCCACCAUCCAACUCACCAUGGUCAACCCUGUCCACCAUCCAACUCACCAUGUCAACCCUGUCCACCAUCCAACUCACCAUGGUCAACCCUGUCUACCAUCCAACUCACCAUGAUCAACCCUGUCCACCAUCCAACUCACCAUGGUCAACCCUGUCCACCAUCCAACUCACCAUGUCCAAUCCUGUCCACCAUCCAACUCACCAUGGUCAACCCUGUCCACCAUCCAACUCACCAUCACCAUAAUCAACCCUGUCUAUACCAUCCAACUCACCAUUGUCAACCCUGUCUACCAUCCAACUCACCAUGGUCAACCCUGUCCACCAUCCAACUCACCAUGGUCAUCCCUGUCCACCAUCCAACUCACCAUGGUCAACCCUGUCCACCAUCCAACUCACCAUCACCGUGAUCAAGCCUGUCCACCAUCCACCAUCACCAUGGUCAACCCUGUCUAACCUCCAACUCACCAUCACCAUGGUCAAUCCUGUCUACCAUCCAACUCACCAUCACCAUGGUCGACCCUGUCUACCCUCCAACUCACCAUUAUUAACCCUGUCUACCCUCCAACUCACCAUUAUUAACCCUGUCCACCAUCCAACUCACCAUUAUUAACCCUGUCCACCAUCCAUCUCACCAUUAUUAACCCUGUCCACCAUCCAACUCACCAUUAUUAACCCUGUCCACCAUCCAACUCACCAUUAUUAACCCUGUCUACC